AUGCCUAAGUUGGCCAGGCAGAUACCACCGACCAACAAACUCCCUGACGUGAAGCGGGUUGAGACUGGAGCUUCCUCUCUGGCAAUCCACCCUGCACCUCCCCCGGCCGUGUGCGUUCCCGAUGUCCAGCCAACUCCAAGUGUGGCAACAUCGUUCCGAAGACCCUGCGCCCUGGCCAUUGGUGGACUGCAGGGGACCUUGUUCGGUGGAAAAGCUCUUGGUGUUGUCGGUGCCGAAAUUGACACUGGCAUUCAUUUUGCCAACUCCUCUGGGUACAAUCCGUGGAUGGGCUUCUCCAUUGACAUUUCCCUAGGCGAGUCAGAUGAAGAGGAUGGAUUGGGAACGAGUCACCCACGUUUUCAGGAUCCCGGUUUUGGAAAGACGACAACCCUCGCCAUCGCCGCACUCGGGAUGAGAGUCACCACAGGCAAGGUCUUGGCCAGCGCUCCGACGCACGCAUCCAUCGAUAACUUGGCUGCCCGACUCCACUCCAUCACGACUAGAGUGACUGAGCGCUACAAUCAAGGCAAGCCGCUCAAACCCCGAUUCCCUCGGAUGAUGGUUGUGUGCGCUUACGCAGAGAUCGACGAAUAUGCCGCCUUCAUGGCGUUGGUCGAAGACCCUGGGAAAGGUGAUCUCGCCGGACCUCGCGACGUAUUCGGAACCCGGUCAGCUUGGAAAUUGCCGCUCUCGGUUGCGUAUUGGCUUCUGGUGUGCCUUGGUUCGCCCGCGGUCCCUCAGAUUCGCCUGGAUGACAGCAACGACUUGCGCAACCUUCGCGACGACAUUGCCACAAGGCAGGAUUUGGCCUCUCUCCGUGCCGUAGCCAUGGGGCACAUCACAUGGAAUCAGUACAUGGCUGUCAACAAAUUUGGUCAAGACAGCAAGAUCUCGGCCUUGGAGUUCAUCAAGGCAUCCGGCUGGCCCGUUUACCGCUUACGCACACAGCUUCGAAUGGUCAAGGGACAAUUCGAACUUUGCAAAGCCGUGGUCAACCCGGAUAGUGACAUUGGGUUCAAGUAUGGCCCAGGUACUGAGAUCGAUCUGCCUGGACAUGGCAUCGGCAGAGCAUUCGAGUCAUUCAUCACCAGCAAUUACCCCGACAUCACCCCGGCUGCACCUGGGAGCCUCGAGCCAAUCUUCAUUCACUGUCCGAGCGCCAGCGCUCGCGUGGACCCAGUUACGAGGUCAUUCCAGAAUAAUGAGCAAGUCAAGGUUGCUCUCGGCUUCUUAUGCGAUUUCGUCAACGCCACAAAGGUCGACCCAGGUCAGAUUCUCAUCAUCGGCCCAUCUACAGCCAUGGUAGCGGCGAUUGCGUGUAUUCGAAACGAACCAGAAUAUGCAGCUCUACGCACCAUGCCGCCAGCGAUGACGGCGGAUUCAAUGCAAGGACACGAUGGAGAGGAAAUGGUGGUGGCGAUCCUGGGAACUCAUAAAAGAUCGGGCGCGGGCUUCCUUGCCGAUGAGCGCCGCAUCAGCUUGAUGCUGAGCCGACACAGAAGCGCAUUGUUGAUUGUCGGUAACCUAACCAUGGUGCGAACGGCCGAGGGCGAUAUUGCCACCAUCAAGCCCAAAAUGCUUCGGAAGGCGCAACAUAUGAUGUGCGAUGCUGGCCGUGUCAUAGAGAUUCAAUAUCGCAGAAGGCUUGACGUCGAGGGCGAGAACGGCGAUGACGACGAUGAGGGCAGCGAGGGUGGUGACGAUGAACGAGGAGAAGGGCGAUGUAGGAGCGGUGACAAUGAGUCCAAAUGAGGAUGUUAAUUAUCUGAGAGAUAUGGAAUUAGUUCAGACAGCUUUGUAUGAACGGAGAUAAGUGACAAGAGUGUUGGUUUU
Molecule: messenger RNA, 1833 nt
Organism: Ilyonectria robusta
Lineage: Eukaryota; Fungi; Ascomycota; Sordariomycetes; Hypocreales; Nectriaceae
Exons: 3
Coding region: 1-1752 (583 amino acids)
Molecular function (GO): 5'-3' DNA helicase activity
Source: RefSeq, a predicted model, not a curated record